UGUGUGCGCGUGUUGUUUGGAUGCUUUUCGGAGCCUGGGAUGUUGUGGUAACGGGGAUGAUGAUUGAGACCCCAGAAUUAAAGUAACCACGUUCAGGGCAUCUCGGGCUUUGCUGGGCUGUCUCUUCUCCACUUGGCAGAAAUCCCCCUUUUCGCGCCCACCCGCCCAUUCGUCCUUCAUUCUGCUUUCGGAAGUGUGGUGUGCUGUUGCCGGGCUUCGUUGUUUUUGUACAGUCAGAUCGCGUCGACGUCGCUGCAUUUUGUGGGUUGUGGGUUUUUCUUUUCUUUUCAUUUAUUUCCUAGUUCUCAGUUGGGAUACAUGAAUUCUUUCAGUUUUUCGCAGGAGCUCAUGAGCUACCAUACUUCCAUGACGCGGCGGUUGAUGAAUUUUUUGGGGCUUGUGGUUUCUAAUUUGAUUUGAUGUCGUGAAGACGAAUUGAGGGUUAUGGCGACCUCGCAGCUCCGUUGUUGGCAUGUGCCAUGUUCUGCCGGCAGCUCGAAACCGUUGUUGCUGCGAGCUCAACAGUCUGCGUCUUGGCUCGGGAGUUCGACGAGUGGUUUGAUACGUCUGAAUGCGUUGACAUUAAGACUAAAUUCAUUCCCAAUUGGGUCGAGAAUAUUCCUGGGCUCAGUUGCAAGGGUCAGUCUUGGAACGAAGGCGUCAGCUUCAUUAACUACACGUGCAAUAGUAACAUCUACUUAUACUGCUCAACGCUUUGUAGUGCCGGUGCUCAGUUGCACACCUCUCCUCAUCGGCAGGAUAUGUAGCGGUGUCCAAACAUUGCCGCCCGUGCUACGACUAUACGUGGCAUCUGUCGGGUUGUGGGUGUUUGCUUUGUUGGGUCUGGUUCCUUUUGUUCGUCUAUUCUGGACAUUGAUUACGAAGAAAGAUGAUAAUUGGGAAACAAGUCAAACGCGGACAGUCUUGACGACAUACAUCCGGCCAAUAGUAUUGUGGACAGGAAUCAUCAUGAUGUGCAGGGCACUAGAUUCAGUUGAGCUGGCAUCAGAGGCGAGCACUGUAAUUAAGCUGCGAUUCAUCCACUUCAUGCGAUCGCUAGCGACAGUAACGGUAUUCGCUUUAUGUGCGGGCAGUUUGAUACAGCAUGUACAGAAGUAUCUAAUGAAGCGCACCAGUCUCAAAGACUCCCGCAGUAUGAGUUUAACUUUCGUCGGCAAUGCUGUUUCCACAUCAGUGUGGGUGGCAGCCGUUUGUCUAUUUUUGGAGCUUCUUGGGUUUUCCACCCACAAAUGGCUUGCAGCUGGAGGCGUGGGAACAGUUCUGUUAACCCUUGCUGGUCGAGAGAUUUUCACGAAUUUUUUAUCCAGCAUGAUGAUUCAUGUAACAAAGCCCUUUGUGGAGAGUGAGUGGAUUCAGACGAAAAUUGAAGGUCAAGAAGUCGUAGGGACCGUCGAGCGUGUUGGGUGGUGGUCACCAACUGUUAUUCGAGGAUCCGAACGUGAGGCAGUACUUGUUCCGAACCACAAAUUCAGUGUUAGCGUUGUUAGAAAUUUCACACAAAAAACACACUGGCGUAUCAAGACACACAUAGGGAUCAAUCAUCGCGACGUGCAGAAGAUCAGUAACAUUGUCGCAGACAUGAGGAAAGUGUUGGCAAACCAUCCCGAAAUAGAGCAGAAGCGGCUGCAUCGGCGAGUCUUUUUUGAUCACAUUAAUUCCCAAAAUUUGGCCCUGAUGAUUAUAGUAUCAUGCUUUGUUAAGACUUCCCGAUUUGAAGAGUAUCUCCGUGUCAAGGAAGUAAUACUUCUAGACCUCUUGAAAGUGGUAGCUCAUCACGGUGGACGCCUUGCUACACCUUUGCGAUCAAUGCAACGCACUGUAGAUGAUAGCGAAUCACGCCCUGUAAGUUCUGAUGGAUCCCAAGCUCGACCAAUUCUCUUGAAUACCGUGUUAACUAAAAGUGGAGAUGCUGACCAAAAAGUAACUUCCAACAACCCAAUGUUUGAUCAGAAAUCAUACGUGAGAAAACAAUCAUUCAAGGAAUCAGCUCAAACCGUAGAGGCACAAGCGGUGGUAUCAGUCGCUUCUGAUACUAAAGACCAAAGUGAUCCAUUGUCAAAAUGGAAAGCACGGAAGAGCAUUUCUAGACAUGUAAGUUUUAAUAAAGGUGUCCCAGCGACCUCUACUUUGCAGAACCCUCCAGCCAAGUCACCCGACGAUGAACCUGGGUAGCAGAGACCAUUCAUCAGAUUCUUUUAGGAAUAUGGAGGUGGUAAAUUGCCAGUCUCUUGUAACUGGUCAGGCCGAAGGGUCGGACACUGUCAUUCCUUCGAUGAUAUCAUGAAAUGAUUCCGAAAGUAGCUCAAAUUAGAUUUAUACCAGUGUAUUUUGGAACCGGAAGUUAACUAGACAUUGUACAGGGGUCUGAAAUUGUAUUAGCUAUUGCUGAAUAUCCUUCGGUCUGUGCUCUGGUGAGCGUAAAUACUGGCUGACAUAGAUUCAUCAAGGGUUAGUAGAUACCUUUUCUAUGUGAGCUGAGCAACAAAAUGAUACAAUUAAUUUGUGUCAUGUACAGAACAUGUGGAGAGAUCCUUGGUCAUGCGAAACAGGAAGGGGUUCUACUUAUGUAAAAAUAUUUGAAAUUUCUUUUUGUUACUCUAAAGAUUAA
Molecule: messenger RNA, 2629 nt
Organism: Physcomitrium patens
Lineage: Eukaryota; Viridiplantae; Streptophyta; Bryopsida; Funariales; Funariaceae
Product: mechanosensitive ion channel protein 2, chloroplastic
Biological process (GO): transmembrane transport
Cellular component (GO): membrane
Source: RefSeq, a predicted model, not a curated record